UGCUACACGUCCGAAGGAGUGGAGCUCACACGAGUCACGGUGGUCGGCUGGGACCUGAGGCCCGUCUACGAGAAGCUCGUGAAGCCGCGGGGACAGAUACUGGACUACAACACGCGGUUCAGUGGCCUGACAGAAGAGGACAUGGUGGGCGUGAAGACGAACCUAAGGGAUGUCCAGGCUGCCCUGCUGGCCCGUUUUUCGGCCGACACAAUCCUCUUGGGCCACAGUCUCGACUCGGACUUGCGCGCCCUGCGGCUGAUUCACGAGACUGUCGUCGACACGGCCGCCGUGUUCCCCCACCGACGGGGACUCCCUUACAAACGAGCCCUGCGUACCCUCAUGGCCGAACACCUCAGCAAGAUCAUCCAGAAUGGAGUGGAUGGUCACGACAGCCAAGAAGAUGCAGCCGCCUGCAUGGAGCUGAUGCUGUGGAAAGUGCGUGACGACCUCAAGAAAGGUGCACGAUGAUCGCUUGGAUGUCUCCAGCAAUACCAAACAUGGCUGCUAGAAAGAGCAACACUCGAUCCACUUCGCUGGAGCAGGGAGUGUGACCGGCCUUGUCCGCUGGCGUUGCGAAAAGACUGCACUGUUGGCUCAGGCGGUUCAUGACAAGCUGCUUGCUAAGAACAAUUAUAGAAGUGUCAGAGUAUUCAAAGCCUGCGGUGGUUUCAGAUUACCCCGGGUUCGUCCCCACCUGAGAACCUGCCUUGCGAGAGCAAUGCUAGCAGUUCUCACAGACGAAGUUGAGGCACACCCUGAAAAAACCACGUGUAUUUGAUUGCGUUGAAAUAAUGCUUCAUCCACCUAAACUUUGAAAUGGCUGCUCUCGCUCUAAAAGCAGUGUACUGAUUCAGAAGCGAGUGGGUUUGAACAAAUUCUAAAGCUUUUACAGAUAUGGGGGCAUGGAAAAAAUAAAUGUCUGACAGAAAAAUUUUAUCCUUAAAUUAGGGGAAAAGAAGCAUGAGUACUUUUUCAGUGUCGUCUGGGAUUUUUAUGAAAGCUGCCACACGAAGCCGCAUGAGAAGCUUGGCAGUGACUUUAAAUUUCGCGAGUAUUUGUUGCACAGACUUGUGUCUGAUUGCUUUUCUUGCCGCGCUUCCAAAGGUCACACGUGUUUAACUUUGAGGAAGGCAGAGUCUGAGAUAAGUGUGAUAAAAGGAUGUCUUUUAUGUGUUUUGUUAAAGUAGAUAAAGUUGCAAGAGAAGGAAAGGGUGAGUUCUGUUCGCUUAGUGCCUGUCGAUUAAAAUGUAAGUGAUAAAGAAGUCACCCCUUUCUCACUUGCCAAGCACAGCUUCUUGACUUUGUGAGCAUGCGAAGCACUGCGAUCCGCGCCUUCAUUACACCUAGCACCUCUUGGGUGGUGUGCAUUGCCAGUGCUGGUCGCCUUUGGAAUGCACGCUGCUGUCAUUGCUCCCAUGUCCCAUUGUUAGCAUGGCUGGGGUCGUGUUUAAGACGGGGAUUUGUAACCGAUAUUUAUGUAUAUAUU
Rhipicephalus microplus (southern cattle tick) is the source of this 1486-nucleotide messenger RNA. RefSeq lists its product as uncharacterized. Gene Ontology annotation, cellular component: nucleus. Gene Ontology annotation, molecular function: metal ion binding; nucleic acid binding; exonuclease activity. The record is from RefSeq and is a predicted model, not a curated record. NCBI's taxonomy places the organism in Eukaryota, Metazoa, Arthropoda, Arachnida, Ixodida, Ixodidae.